AUGAUUUUACAAUACUUUAAUCAGUUUGAGAGCAUCCUCCUGUUUUUAUCUAUCUAUCUAUCUAUCUCAUCUAUCUAUCUCAGUCUAUUCAUAUCUAUUUAUUUAUCUCAGUCUAUCUAUCUAUCUAUCUAUCUAUCUAUCUAUCUCAGUCUAUUCAUAUCUAUUUAUUUAUCUCAGUCUAUCUAUCUCAGUCUAUUCAUAUCUAUUUAUUUAUCUCAGUCUAUCUAUCUAUCUAUCUAUCUCAGUCUAUUCAUAUCUAUUUAUUUAUCUCAGUCUAUCUAUCUCAGUCUAUUCAUAUCUAUUUAUUUAUCUCAGUCUAUCUAUCUCAGUCUAUUCAUAUCUAUUUAUUUAUCUCAGUCUAUCUAUCUAUCUAUCUAUCUAUCUAUCUAUCUAUCUAUCUAUCUAUCUAUCUAUCUAUCUAUCUAUCUCUUUUUUCUCAACCAUCUAACUCCAGACCUUUCAGACACUCAUAGCAAAGGAGAUGUCUUUGGCGAUAAUUUUUGGAAGGAAACCACGGUUGGACAAUCAGCUGCAAAUGUGAAAGCCCUCACUUACUGUGAUCUGCACGUUAUCAAACGUGAUAACCUUCUGAGUGUUCUAAAAUUUUAUCACUCCUUCUCACAUUCAUUUGAGAGGAACCUAACACUCACAUACAACUUAAGACAUAGAUUAGUAUUCCGAAAAGUGGCAGACGUGAAAAAAGAACGAGAACUAGCAGAGAAACGAAAAAAUGACCCACCGCUUGACCUCUCCAGUGACCACCCGGUCAGGAAACUAAUAUCUAGAUUCAGAAAGAUUAGUGAUGCAAGAACGAUGCAGUCAGAUACAGAAAUAGAUUCAAACCAACUGCAAAACAACAACUUGAGUGAAUCUGAAGCAGGCCUGGGUAGUGAAGCCAGGGUGGUUAAUGUUUCUGAAUGUUCAGCCCAAUCAGGCAAUCUACCAAAAUUUGGAGGUGGUGCUCCAAAAUGGGGCAACAAGCUUUUGGGUCGUGAUAAAAACAUCCGGUCACCAGAUUGCAAUACAGCAUGUGACCAAGUAGACACUGAAGACAACAGUAAUAAUAUAGUAGGUGAUGAGCUUAAGGUUCCUGAUAUGAUGCCACCUCGAUCAUCAAUGAAGCCAUUAUCGAAAUGGGGGAGAAUGAUUGCUAAGCAACAAGAUACUAUUGCUGAAGAGGACCCUUCUGUCAAUGGUGAGGAAGCCGAAGCAGUAAAAUCAAAUCUACAAAAGAGUGACUCCACAGACAGCGGUAUUCUGAAGAGUGACAUACGCCUCGAUCAAAUUGCUGAAACAUCAUUCUCUCCAUCAGUUGGCUCAAAUGUAAAUAUGAAUGCCCUCUCAACUGCAACUGGGCUUUCUCUAACUGUAACGAAUAUAAAGUCUGCCACAAGUACCACAUCUGUAGUUGACCACCAUGAUAAAAAAGCUGAUGUUAGAUACCCGAACGUGGCGGUCUCAAAUACAUCCUGGAGUGCAAGCGAGAGAAAUUUAUCACUUGGGGGUCUCAACAAGCAGGGAAUGCAUGACACUAGUUCUGCAAAAGAAAGAUUUUUGAAUAUUGGCUCUGUGGAGCAACAAGUUGUUCACUCUCUUGAUGAACUGCGAUUGAAUAUCAGGGAUGAGAUAAGGGGAAUUAAUGCACGUAUUGGUCGCUUGGAUGAACAGAUGUCCGAAUUACUCCGUUUGUUUACACCAUCAUCUUCAUCACCUUGCUCCUCUGGGACAAACUUCCCCCCUUCAAAACAUAAUUCACCAAACAGUAAUAGCAGUGGCAACAUGAGUAACACAGCUGCUAUAUCUGGAAGUGGUACAAAUACUUGCAUUACGUCACCAACAAAAAAUUCCUUGUCCUCUUCUCCCCGAAACAGGAACUGGAAUUCAAGCCAUCCAAUCAGAGAAGAGAGUGUAGAUACAAACUGGAAUUCCAUGGAAAAUGUACAUGCAAGUGGAAAAGGAACAAAUGCACCUUCUGGUGAGCAGUUGCUGAAUAUUGAAGUAUUACAGACUCAAAAUCAAACCAGCCAAUCAUCUGUACCUCCAGCCAUGAGCCAGCCAACCAGAGAUGAGAGCAUGGAUUCAAAUUUAUCUGAAAGAGACAUGGCUGCAGGUAAGCCAGAUACUCCAACAAGCAAUAAAUCCAGCAAGUCCUCAAACACAUCACGGAAGAGCAUCCCAAACGAAGGGAAAGAUAAUCACAGUAGCAGUCACAAAACAAAGUCAAAAUUUGAAUGGAAGAAAAAUGAAAAGGGCAAAGAGGAAGAGAGUAAAUUUGAAGAGACUGACUUUGGAGGUCGAAAAAUGUCAGAUGAAGAAGAAAAUAUUCCUUUCAAAGACAAAGACCUUGAUAUCAUGUGA
Molecule: messenger RNA, 2358 nt
Organism: Acanthosepion pharaonis
Lineage: Eukaryota; Metazoa; Mollusca; Cephalopoda; Sepiida; Sepiidae
Source: the annotation of a GenBank genome assembly